This is a messenger RNA of Salarias fasciatus (jewelled blenny), 2208 nucleotides long. Its product is annotated as homeodomain-interacting protein kinase 2-like. Gene Ontology annotation, biological process: smoothened signaling pathway; intrinsic apoptotic signaling pathway in response to DNA damage by p53 class mediator; positive regulation of transcription by RNA polymerase II. Lineage: Eukaryota; Metazoa; Chordata; Actinopteri; Blenniiformes; Blenniidae. Gene Ontology annotation, cellular component: nucleus; cytoplasm; PML body. The coding region runs from base 1 to 2208 and encodes 735 amino acids. Gene Ontology annotation, molecular function: ATP binding; transcription corepressor activity; SMAD binding. The transcript has 10 exons. The record is from RefSeq and is a predicted model, not a curated record.
AUGACCGUCCAGAAUCUGAGUCCAGGAGAGCUCCUCCACAGCUCCACCACCGCCUAUCUCAUCACCAACACCAUUGGAGAGGGCUGCUUUGGCAAGGUGGUGAAGUGCCAGAAGCUGGAUGACAAGAAGGAGGUGGCCGUGAAGGUGCUGAAGCAGGAUCAGGCUCAGGACAUCAGGAGCGAGCUGAAAGCCUUAAAGAUCAUCGGCUUCCUGAAUCCUGACCUCGAUAACGUGGUCAGAUUCUAUGAGCAUUUCGAGUGCAUGGGGCAGCACUGCAUGGCAUUUGAAAUGAUGGACAUGGAUCUGUUCCAGUGGAUGCAGACACGAAAGUGGGCUCCACUGGAGUUACAUCAAAUCCGUCCAAUCGCCAAGCAGCUCCUGGUGGCCUUGAACGCCCUGCGGCGCGUCGGAAUGCUGCACACCGACAUCAAACCAGACAACAUCAUGCUGGUCAACUCGGUGAGCCAACCUUUAAAGGUGAAGCUCAUCGACUUUGGGCUGGCUGUACCAGCCCACACGGCCAGGGCGGGACAGUGGCUUCAGCCAGUAGGAUACAGGGCUCCAGAGGUUUGGCUUGGCCUGCCAUUCACUGAGGCCAUCGAUAUGUGGGGGGUGGGCCUGGUCCUGGCCUUCCUCUACCUGGCUGCGAACCUGCUUCCCUGUUACUGCGAUUAUCAGUCGACACCAGAAGAAUUCGAGGAGGUGACCAACAUCGAGCCAGAACUGAGGCCUGUCUCCUCCAAGCGGCCCAAGAGCCUGGACGACCUGGUCCAUAUCCGUCCACACAAGGAGGAGUCUGAGCUGGCAGACAGGAAAGAGUUUGUGGAGCUCCUGAGGGGGAUGCUGCAGGUGGAUGGGGAUCAGAGGUUCACCCCUGAUGAAGCUCUGCAGCAAACCUUCGUCACCAUGUCCCACCUGAGGAAGGACCCCGGCUGCAGACAGUACCUCAGCACCUCCAGGCAGAAAAUGAAAGUCUGCUCAGAGGAGGAUCCAGAUGAGGACGAGACCAACCCUGAAUAUCCAGGGAUGUACAAUUUUGCAGAAAUGCGUGCAGCCCUGGAACUGUGUUUGGCCCCAGAGGGAAGUGAAAAACCCGAGGUCAGUGAAGCCCCUGAGGUUAUCAAGGACCCCGAGGUCAGCGAGGACCCCAAGGUCAGCGAGGCCCACAAGGUCAGCGAGGACCCCAAGGUCAGCGAGGCCCACAAGGUCAGCGAGGCCCACAAGGUCAGCGAGGUUCCCGAGGUCAGCGAGGCCCCCACGGUCAGUGAGGCCCCCAAGGUCAGGGAGGCCCCCAUUGUCAGCGAGGACCCCAAGGUCAGCGAGGACCCCAAGGUCAGCGAGGACCCCAAGGUCAGCGAGGACCCCAAGGUCAGCGAGGACCCCGAGAUCUGUGAGGCUCCCGUGGAGAGCUUUUGCACAACGUCCCACCUGAGGAAGGACCCCGGCUGCAGACAGUACACCUCCAGGCAGAAAACUAAAGUCUGCUCAGAGGAGGAUCCGGACGAGUACAAGACCAACUCUGCAUAUCCAGGGAUGUACAAAUUUACAGAAAUGCGUGCAGCCCUGGAACUGUGUUUGGCCCCAGAGAGAAGUGAGAACCCUGAGGUCAGCGAGACUCCCGAGGUCUGCAAGACCCCCAAUGUCAGCGAGGCCCCCAAGGUCAGGGAGGCCCCCGUUGUCAGCGAGGACCCCACGGUCAGCGAGACCCCCAAGGUCAGCGAGACCCCUGAGGUCAGCGAGGACCUCAAGGUCAGCGAGGCCACUGAGAUCUGUGAGGCUCCCGAGGAGAGCUUCACCACAACGUCCCACCUGAGGAAGGACCCCGGCUGCAGACAGUACCUCAGCACCUCCAGGCAGAAAACUAAAGUCUGUUCAGAGGAGGAUCCAGAAGACGACGAGACCGACCCUGCAUAUCCAGGGAUGUACAAAUUUACAGAAAUGUGUGCAGCCCUGGAACUGUGUCUGGCCACAGACAGAAGUGAGAACCCCAAGAUCAGCGAGACCCCCGAGGUCAGCGAGACCCCCAUUGUCAGCGAGGCCCCCAAGGUCAGUGAGGCCCCUAAGGUCAGGGAGGCCUCCAAGGUCAGGGAGGCCCCCGUUGUCAGCAAGGACCCCAAGGUCAGCGAGGCCCCUGAGAUCUGGGAGGCUCCCGAGGAGAGCUUCAUCACCACGUCCCACCUGAGGAAGGACCCCGGCUGCAGACAGUAG